AUGAAUAUUAAUACGAAGUUCUCUUUAUCUGAUUUUGAUUUUCUUGAAUCAGUAAAGCAACAUCUUCUAAAUGAUUUUGAUUUUUCUGAAUAUUUUUCACCUAUGAAUUUAAGCAACGUCGAAUUACCUAAUAGUCCUAACUCAAGUUUAGGUAGCUCCCCUUCAAUCGAAUCCCAUGAAAAGUCUGAAUCCGAGGUGGAAAUUAUAAAGGGGCCUAUGGUGGUAGUGCGUGAGAAAAAUGCGUCGGGAGAUUGGAGGCGGUACAUAGGUGUGAGACGGAGGCAAUGGGGGACGUUCGCGGCGGAGAUAAGAGAUCCGGAUAGGAAAGGCGCGAGGCUAUGGUUAGGAACUUAUGAGACCCCGGAGGAUGCAGCAUUGGCUUAUGACCAAGCUGCUUUUAAAAUUCGGGGCUCAAAAGCUAAGGUCAAUUUUCCUCAUUUAAUCGGCUCAAACAUGCCCGAGCCGGCUAGACUAACAGUGAGGCAUCGUACGCACUCGCUCAAGCCAUCGGCUUUUUCAUCCACGUCAUUGGAAAAUGGGACAAGGAAAAGGAAAAUAGAUCUUAUAAAUUCGAUAGCUAAAGCCAAAGCGAAAGCCAAUUUAUUUAAUUGUCAUAGCUAG
Messenger RNA from Solanum stenotomum, 621 nucleotides. RefSeq names its product ethylene-responsive transcription factor 2-like. Gene Ontology annotation, biological process: ethylene-activated signaling pathway; regulation of DNA-templated transcription. Bases 1 to 621 code for a protein of 206 amino acids. Gene Ontology annotation, molecular function: DNA-binding transcription factor activity; DNA binding. NCBI's taxonomy places the organism in Eukaryota, Viridiplantae, Streptophyta, Magnoliopsida, Solanales, Solanaceae. The record is from RefSeq and is a predicted model, not a curated record. The transcript has a single exon.